Brenthis ino (lesser marbled fritillary) is the source of this 2040-nucleotide messenger RNA. The record is from the annotation of a GenBank genome assembly. NCBI's taxonomy places the organism in Eukaryota, Metazoa, Arthropoda, Insecta, Lepidoptera, Nymphalidae.
AUGAGUGAUGACAAUAUAGAACCGUGCAGUAUUCCAUUACUGCGUGAUAAUGUCGAAGAUUUAGACAGUUAUGAUGACGUCAUGAAUAGUACAGAAAGAGAGGAAAGAGUAUUUUUGAAAGAAAAUGAAGGAAAUAGAGAAAAAAAGAGACAGUUAGAAAAUAGUGAGGAGAGCGAGACAGGGGAUGCUGAAGAAGGAUGGACCAAGGUUCGAGGAAAAGGGAAGAGAACAUGUCUUCGAAGUGAGAUUGACGUGAAUGUGAGCAAUCAUAAUUUUGAAAUAUAUAUCUCCUCUAAAGAUAAGUUGCCCAAACAAUUCGCCCUAGCAAGAACCUUUCAACAGCUCAAUAUCACUAGCAUCAAUCACGUUAAAUACAUAACACCCUAUAAAGUGCGGUUGCAUCUGGAGAACGAGGAGACUAUGAAAAAUAUUUUGGAAUGCGAAGAGUUAAUUCGUAAAGGUUGGAGAAUAUAUAAAGCUAUGGAAGUGUCAUAUUGUUAUGGUGUUAUUAGAGAUGUUGACCUUGAUUUGAGUGAAGAAGAAAUUUUGAAUAAUAUAUCUUGUCCUUUUUCUAUUGAAAUCCUAUCACUUAAGCGACUUAAUAGAAAGGCUUUAAAUGUUUACGCAUCGACUUUUACACCACAAAAACCUAUCGAACGAGAAGUGAGUAUUCAACCAACCACAUCUUAUGAGAAUAAGAAUCCUUUGGGCUUUAACCAGGGCUCACCUACUUUUGCAGAAAUAGUUAAAACAUCGGUGGAAAUUCAUGACAUACAAAAAAAGAGUGAACAGAAUAAAAGUUCAUCUAAUUUCAUUGAGCACCGAAGACCACGUAUGAAACGGACACAAAGGGAACAAAAGGAAAACCAAAACACCACAAAUAGGCAAGAUGGAUUUGGUGGUGUUGCUAUUUGUGUACACAAAUCUGUGCAUUCUUCACUACAACGUGUGCGGAUAGACAAUAGCGGUAUGGAAAUUUUAUGUGUAAAGUUAAGUAAUUUCAGUCCUAUAGAUUAUAUUUUAUCAGUGUACUGUCCUCCCUCUUUGAUUAUAAGUAAAAGUGAUUGGGAUAGGCUUCUAUCUUUGUAUACUAAAAAAACACUAAUAUUAGGAGACUUCAAUGCGCAUCACAGUAAUUGGUCGAAUAAGAUAGAUUAUAAGGGAUCACUUAUGUUUGAUGCUUUAGUCGAUAGUAACUUUAUAACUUUAAAUAAUGGUGAGGCUACUAGGAUGCGCUUAGUCAAUGGGAGGCUUCAACAAUCCUCACCUGAUAUUACCUUAGUUUCUUCAGAUAUUGCUUUACAAUUCAACUGGAGGGUGAUAAAUGAAACAUUGGGGAGUGACCACUUAAUGGUGAAGGUUUCUUGUAUUUCGAAUUCUUUAAUUAACCCUAUAGUAAAGCGAAACUUUCGCAAAGCCAAGUGGACUUCAUAUAAAAAUGACACAGAGAAAUUGUUCACUGAUCUCAUUUUACCUGUAGAUCUUCAAAAAGGUUAUGAUUUAUUUAUCUCUAAAAUAAACGAGGCUGCUGCCAAAAAUAUACCUCUAGUUAAGUAUAAUCAGAACCCGGAAUCUAAGUUUACCCCUAGAUCUUUUUGGACAAAGGAAUUAUCCCAUGAAGUAGCUCAGCGUAGACUUGCCCUUGCAAUAUUUCGACGGAAUCCCAGCCCGAAUAAUUACAUAAAACUUAAAAAACACAUAAGUGUUGCGCAGCGAGAUAUUCGUUAUGCUAGGAACAAAGAUUUCCAGAAUUCAUGGUCUUCGGUGGAUAAAUCAACAACUUCCAAUGAAAUGUGGCAUAAAAUGUCCUGGAUGAAAGGUUUUAGAAAGUCUAAGCGUCAUAUAAAUGAUAUAGAAGCUGAAAAACUGCUUCGUUCAUUAGCCCCUGAUUACCCGAUUCCGGUCACGGCGGCCAAUCUCAAUGAGAUGAGCCAACUGCGCAGGAGAUAUUAUAGUGCUCAAGUGUACGCGCAGACACAAGUGCACUCUCUAUUCCUAUCACUCUCAUACUCCGGUGGGACGACCACUCGACACGACCGG